AGCAAAAGCAGGCCAGGCGCUAGGCAGGAAGACACUCCACACUUCUUCUAAAACAAUCAUGGCUGCUAAAUUCGAUCUGCCAUUCACUCAACCUUCCAGUAUUGUUGCUUUCCUGUGUACUCUCAUCAUUGUGGUAUUUGUCUCUCCCAUUGGACAAGUUGGGAGGCUUGAUGCUCUCUCUACUGCUGUGAGACUGUUUCAUCUUUUUUCCUUUGCAGCAUGGCUCGGGGUGCAGAUCUGGGUCACCUUCUUUGCAGGAUUCACCAUGUAUCAGUACAUGCCCCGUCACAUGUUUGGGUUCAUUCAGAGCAAGCUGUUUCCAAAGUAUUUUCUACUGGGGACUAUCCUCUCCUCUGUAACUAUCGUCACCUUUCUUAUUGAACACCCCUUCACCGACUGGGACUUCACAGAGAAAAUGCAGGGCUACUCACUUGCGGUCAGUCUACUGAUGGUUAUAGUCAACCUGGUCUAUUUGGAGCCCCAGACAACAAAAUGCACAUUUUCCAAACACAAGUUUGAGAAGGAAAUUAAUGCUGGCAAUGCAAUCGGCAAAUUGGAGAAAGACAAGCAGGAACAGCUAAGAAAGAACCCUCAAUACUCUGCCCUGGAGAGCAAGUUCAUUUGGCUCCAUUCCUACGCCUCUGUGGCUAAUCUGGUUGCAUUGGCAGCUCAAGCUGUUCACCUGUGGUACCUUAGCUGCAAACUGACAUCUAUAUAGCCAUUGCUCUGUUGUACUGUACUAUGAAAUUGUAAUUCUGUUAAUGUAUAAUGAUGAAAAAAUGAAAUGACAGUA
Molecule: messenger RNA, 793 nt
Organism: Halichondria panicea
Lineage: Eukaryota; Metazoa; Porifera; Demospongiae; Suberitida; Halichondriidae
Product: transmembrane protein 205-like
Exons: 3
Coding region: 59-718 (219 amino acids)
Source: RefSeq, a predicted model, not a curated record